AUCAUAGUCCCUACGCACAACAGACUUCGCUGUUGAAGGAGGAGUAUCCGUGCAACUGAAUUGGUUACGAGACUUGAAUGCUUUGAGGGAUAGCAUUUAAAAACACACUUUACCGCAUUAUUCAGCUUGCAUGAGUUUGACUUUUAUUUACAAAUAUUGUUAGAUAUAUGAACUACCUCGUUUUGUAUGGAACGUUUUUGAUCUAUUGGGUGAACAAGCGGGACAAGCACUGCAUUACAAUUGCAGACUUUCUCAUGGCACCUUGGGAUAUGUUUUAGCCGUGUUGGGGAACAUUAUUUUGUAAUUUAUUUAACGUGCAACACUGGUCUCCAGCAUGAAGAGCUCAAUAGGUACAGUAACGACGCAAUCUCUGCAGUCCUCCCCUAGACCUGCUCGCAAGAGCGAGUGGCUGCGAAGCGCCCUGGCCCACCAUCACAGCCCCGACCCCGGCGUGGAGAACGAGAUAUUAGUCCUGGCCACCGGGAUCGAUCAGUACCUCCAGGAAGUAUUCCACCACCUGGCUUAUCCCAACCAGGACGAUGUGAUCUCCGCAGAAGACUUCAAGUUGCUCUGUUCAGUACUGGGGCUUACUGGAGAAGAGAAUGAGACAAGGGAUGGAGAGAAGGUAGUAGAUGAGGAGGGUCGCGGAAUCUGUUCUGGGCUCCCUCGCGAACUGGCAUUUAGAGACUUCCAUUCGCGGCUCUGCGGGUAUUUCCGCGUCCGAGCGCGCGAUAUAACUGGACAGGGUGUCAUGCGCCUCCCAGUUACGCAUGAGACCGAGCACAUCGAGCGCGAGAUCCGUGUUCGGUGGCCGCGGGUACGGCGGAGGAAAUGUGUCAGUUUCGAUUUAACCAGAAACCAUCUCGGGAGUAGGCCGGCACCGAAGGCGUUUAACCAUUCAGCCAAACUACAUAAUGAGACAGGUCAGACAGAAGCGGAGUGUUUGGCUCUGAGGGAGCUGGUUGAGGACCUGCGCUCUGCUCUACAGGGCAGUGAUGCUCGCUGCCUUGCUCUGGAGGUCGCAUUACGACGACAGAGGUGCCCAGCCAGGCUUACCAUGCACCACACCAGUGUAACGACUUCCAACAAUCUGACACACUCAAACAUACCAACCCCUAAUGUGCAGAAGCGACUGUGUGGUGUGGGGAAAGAAAAUGUAUCAGGGAGACUGGGCUCCAAAGACCCUAUCCUCAGGGAGCUGCAGCUGAUUCGGUCCUCACGUGAUGGACAGCUGGAUGAAGCAAUCAGGUUUAAUCAGCGGCUGGAACAGGAGCUUGGCUGGGCCUAUGGGGAAGUUCAGAGGCUGGAGAAGGUGGAAUCUCAUUUACAAAGGGAGAACACUGAGAUAAGGUGGAGAGCAAAGCAGGUGAGGAAUGCUCUCAGAGAGGGGCUCCAGAAGGUGCGGCUGAUCCAGGACCAGGCUCAGGAGGUCCCUAUGCUUCAGAGCAGAGUCACACAGCUGGAGACAGAAGUGGAGGAGUACAGAUCACGGUGCACCUCCAGGGGAAGCCUUGUCUCACUGCCUCUAGAGCCUGUGGAUGACACCGGCCUUCAGCGGGCUGUGGAGGGGAGAGCUGCCUCAGACGAGGAAGAGGAGGAGAGGGAGAAUGAGGAGGUGAAGGUGAGAGAGGCUGGACAAUGCUGCCUGCUAGAGGUUAAGAGACUCAUCGGCAGACUUCACACCUGUGGUAAAGGGUGUCAGCACACAACAGCACACCACCUGCUGCUCUCUCAUAGGCUCUGCCAUGACAACUACAACCAUCCCCAUGGCAAUGACCUCCAAACGAGCCCCAGGGCGUGGGGCCACAAUGGUCACAAUCAGGAAGAUAGGGAGUUAGAGAAGGAGGUGGAGCGGUUGAGGUUGGAGGUUCAGACGGUCGAGAAAGAGAGAGCACGUCUGUCAGCGUUGGAGGAGAAACUUACAGAUGCUCUAACGCUGCUACAGCAACUACGCAGCAAGGGUGUCUCUCGUAGGGCUCUGGGGAAGAUGUUGACGGACACUCUGGAUGUCUGCAGCAGGAGUGGCCCCGGCUCCUCCUAUGUCAUGGAGGUGGCCACUACCCUCUGUGCCCAGCUGUCGUCCAGUGAGCUGCUGAGAGAUGGGGGAGGAGGGGGAGGGGGAAGAGGACAGGGGCCAGUUGCUGUGCCCCCCAGCCAGAGAACCUUCAGCCCCACCAAUCCCCUGCUCAUCUCCUGUUGAGGAACACACAACCCUCUCACAACUCCCUAAACUGUCCUCCAUGAACACCACAUAACUAGUCUACUGUAUGUUCCAGAGAACACUCCUCCAACACCUCCUGUCUCCUCCUUAUUGUAGAUAGACUGUAAGGAAAUACAGGAUUCUGUAGAUCUGGGCCUGUCUGUUUACAACUGAAUUACUGAAGCUUUAGCCAUUACUUUCAAUGUCUUUCCAUUAGGUAUGUGUUACUAAUGUGGCACACUGAGUAUGUCAUAAUUAUGUUUAUUUAAGCUUGUUAAUAUUUGAAUAUUUAUACUGAGGAGAAAAGUAUAAUUAUCUAUGUAAAUGAAAUAUUGUUUUUGUCUUUCCAGGUCCUUAAAAUGUAGAGAAACUAGUAUAGGCUGUAUAACAAUGUUCGUUAGAUUUACUGGUACUCUAUUUCAGGUGCAUUAUUUCCUCCUCUAGUCAUUAUUCAUCAUAUCUGUCAAUGUAAAACACCUCAUGCGAGGCACCAGGAAGAUUUUAGACAUAAUUACAAUUAUUGUAGAAUAUUUAAUAAUAAAACCUAA
Messenger RNA from Esox lucius (northern pike), 2748 nucleotides. Its product is annotated as EF-hand and coiled-coil domain-containing protein 1. The record is from RefSeq and is a predicted model, not a curated record. Bases 335 to 2200 code for a protein of 621 amino acids. The transcript is spliced from 7 exons. Lineage: Eukaryota; Metazoa; Chordata; Actinopteri; Esociformes; Esocidae.